GGAAAUGAGGUCAGCUCUGUCUCUUUUUUUUUGGGGUUUUUAAAGAGAGAAAACCAGUCUUUCUGGUUUCGGUGUAAGGUGAGAGACAGCCUCGCCCUGCUCCUCGGUGGAGCUAUGAGCGAGCAGCUGCUGUGGUCAGUGCAGCAGGCGGCGGUGUCAGGAUGCGGACCCCGGCGGUGAUGAUCCUGGGGCUGGUGCUUGCACCGGCCGGCUACGUGCUGCUCAUCACCUGCCUGGCCGCCCCCGCCUGGAGGGACGUGUCGGGGAUUCCCAGCGGGGCGCUGGAUGAGGUGCACCACCAGGGGCUCUGGGAGAUCUGCAGGGACGAGCAGUCGGUGCGGGAGCUGACCUGCGGGCUGGCCGACGACGCCUACUUCAACGACCCGGUGCUGUCCAUCGCCCGGGGGCUGAUGAUCGCCUCGUUGGUGGUGUCCGCGGGUGGAAUCCUGGUCACCACCUUCGGGGUGCGCUGCUGGACUGACAUCCCCCACUACAGGGUGGCAGGGGUCGGGGGCAUCAUCCUGGUGCUCGGAGGGAUCCUGAGCCUGAUUCCUGUCUCCUGGUACACCCACCUUCUCCGGCAGAUCCCCAACACCGUGGGGGGCACCGACCUCAACGUUGGCUACGCGGUGGUGCUCGGCUUCGUUGGCGGCAGCCUGAUCGUCAUCGCCGGCAUCCACCUGAUGUUUAGCUUCGGCAAGGUGUUGGAAAGACGCAGCCCGGGGAACAAAACUUAUUACCCAAAGGCCCCAGCCUAUCCCACCAGCAGAUAUCCCACUGGCAUUACCAACCCAGUCACAGUCAUAGACUUACCAGUGUCCAGCCAAUCCACUCCAACUCCCUGGGACGCUGACUUGUAGAUGGACCAGGUUCAAUCAGGUUUCUUCAGCAGUAUCUCAUAAACUUGGUCCCUCCAACAACCAGGAGAACAAGGACAACAAUUACAUGGGAACACCAUCAAUUCCCAAGUUUCCAUUCACAUUACACAGCAUCCUGAUUUGGACAAAAAAAACACUUUUCUUUAUCAUUGCUGGGUAAUAAUCAAGAAACAUUUUAUCUGUCAACACUCCAGGAAUGUCUUCACCACAAAUAAAGGAUUCCAGAAAUCAUUAAAUAUUUGUCAUACCUUUCUAGAGAGAUACUAGGGACGGAUGAUACUCACAGUGAUGCUCACAGAUUAAAGUUGUUGUUAAAAAUAAAUCAUUAGUGAAAGCAACAAUGAGAUCUAUGUCUUCAGUAGAUUUAAGGAUGAAGCAAUUAUAUGCCAUCUACAAACUAACAUGCAACAAACUUUAGGAAGCUAACAUGUGCUUGAUAAUGCUCAAAUACUGGGAAAUAAGAGAUGCCAAUAUGAUGUUUUUUUUACAAACAAAGGUAAUGACUUUGCAUGAGAAACUAAUGGAAAUCUAGAUUUGAUAAAUGUUAAUUAACAGCUAUUGAAUCUAACUAUGUAACUGCUCUGUGGCUAGUAGUAAUGCAAUAUGUUACGCAAGGUAGAAAUAAUGGAAAUUGAGAUAUGCUUAAUCCAUACUUAAAUGCUGUUUUACUAGCCAAGUAAAGUUCAAUGAGUGCAUGUGCCUUUUCUAAGGAUAUAAAAGGGAAAUAGUGGCUUAUUUGAAUAGCAAGCAAAACCAUCCCUUGUAAAGAGCACAAUUGUGACAGAAUAAACAUAGGAUGACAUAGAAAGCAUAAAAUGUUAAAUAUUGUUUCCAGAGUGCAGUAUAGACUAUUUUCUCUGAAGCUCACAGAUUACUGAAAGAAUGUGAAAAUAGGUGAUGGUAUGUCUGAGGAACCAACUUGCGUCUUUAUACUUCCUGUAGGGAUUGAAAGUCAGACAAUUGGAGCUGUUAAAUCAUAAUCCUGUCAAUCCCAGAAUUCUUGUUGACAGCACACAUACCUUUGAUAUGGUUCUUCCACAGAUUACUUUGUAAAAUAUUAGGUUUCAGGUGAUACAUCUACUAUUGAAUAGGGCUGAAACCAUAGCUGAAACCAUAGCCUCUGGAGGUAGCAGCUACAGCGACUGUGCGGUGAGUAUUCCUGGCUAUCGUGUACCCAAUGCAGGGAUCUAGUAGAAGCCCUUGGAGCCAUGUUUGGGACUCCGGCCAAUGAAGAUGAACUCUUUAAGUACUAUCUUUUUAUUCUUUUGUAUCUUAAAAUGGCGCCGGAUUGAGGUGACAGAACAAUUUUCACUGUAUCUUUUUAGAUAUAUGUGACAAUAAAUCAUUGUCAUUCAUUCAAAGUGAAAGUAGAAAUUGGAUAAAUUUGAGGGAUAGAAAGAUAUUUGGAAGAGCUAUGUUUUUGGCUCUGUUUUAAGUAUGAUGGAUUCAAUAUUCUUUCACAAAUGUUUCUGCACAUCUAGAAUAUAUAUAGUAUUAAAUUGACAUUGUUGAAUAAUGAUAAGUUUUAUAUCACCCACUCUUAGCUAAUUGUACAGACAGUAGUGGAUAUAAUGUAUAUAAUUCCACUGUUGUAAUGAAUGUUAACCAAUGUU
Messenger RNA from Hemiscyllium ocellatum (epaulette shark), 2491 nucleotides. Its product is annotated as claudin-23-like. Gene Ontology annotation, cellular component: bicellular tight junction; plasma membrane. Gene Ontology annotation, molecular function: structural molecule activity. Lineage: Eukaryota; Metazoa; Chordata; Chondrichthyes; Orectolobiformes; Hemiscylliidae. Gene Ontology annotation, biological process: cell adhesion; bicellular tight junction assembly. The record is from RefSeq and is a predicted model, not a curated record. The transcript has 2 exons. Bases 162 to 860 code for a protein of 232 amino acids.